AUGGCGAGUUUCUUACCUCAGUUUCAGAGUAUCAAGACGACCUUCGAUCACGUUGUACUUGCCGUCGAGGAUGUAAGUGAUCUGUGGCCAACGGUCAAGAAUGAUUUUGAAGAAAGGUUGCCGUUCAAGAGAGCUUUUCUAAAUAACAAGACCCGUAAUCCGGUGCUUGUUGAUGAAUUACCUGCUGAAUUUAUACUGACUACGGAUGCAAGACUACGUAGUCGAUAUCCUCAAGAGCAAUCAUUAUUCUGGUUCAGAGAACCAUACGCAACUAUUGUUCUUGUUACUUGUGAGGAUCUUGACGAGUUUAAGAACAUUCUCAAACCACGUCUUAAACUAAUUGUUCAAAAUGAUGAACGGGAAUGGUUUAUUGUUUUUGUGUCUAAAGCUCCAGCCCAUAACGAUCAGGCAACCAAGAUGGCAAAAAAAGUUUAUGCCAGACUUGAAGUUGAUUUUAGUUCUAAGAAGAGGGAAAGGUGCUGCAAAUUGGACAUCAAUGGGCCUGAAGCGAAUUUCUGGGAAGACCUGGAAGCUAAGACGAUGGAGUGCAUUAGGAAUACACUUGAUAGACGAAUCCAGUUUUAUGAAGAGGAAAUUCGGAAGCUCAGCGAACAGCGAUUUAUGCCAGUUUGGAACUUCUGCAAUUUUUUUAUCUUGAAGGAAAGUUUGGCCUUUAUGUUCGAGAUUGCUCAUCUCCAUGAAGAUGCUUUACGUGAAUAUGAUGAGCUUGAACUCUGUUAUUUGGAAACAGUCAAUAUGGUUGGAAAGAAGAGGAACUUUGGAGGAGUGGAGCAGGGUGAUGAUCAAGCUAUGCUGUUUGACCCCGGGAGAAAACCAUUGACUCAGAUUGUUCAUGACGACUCAUUUAGGGAGUUUGAGUUCAGGCAGUAUCUAUUUGCCUGUCAAGCAAAGCUACUCUUCAAAUUAAAUCGUCCGUUCGAAGCUGCUUCAAGGGGUUAUUCUUUCAUAGUUAGUUUCUCAAAGGCAUUGACUUCACAUGAGAAUACAUUGCCCUUCUGCAUGCGUGAAGUUUGGGUAAUAACAGCUUGCUUGGCGUUGAUCGAAGCAACCACUUCUCAUUAUAAAGAUGGAUUAGCAGCGCCUGAUGUUGAAAAGGAGUUUUACCGUGUACUUGGGGAGAUUUAUUCUUUGUGUCGAACUAAGUUUAUGCGGCUAGGUUAUUUAAUUGGCUAUGGAUCACAUAUAGAGAGAAGUCCUGUCAACAGUGCUUCACUCAGCAUGUUGCCAUGGCCUAAGCCUCUAGUUUGGCCAUCACUUCCACCAAAUUCUUCAUCUGAAGUCCUAGAAAAAGAAAAGAUGAAUCUUCAAGAAUCUCCAAGGCUUAGGCACUUCGGCAUCCAAAGGAAGCCUCUGCCCCUUGAGCCAUCCAUUCUAUUGCGUGAGGCUAAUCGUCGUAGAGCUUCUCUCUCAGCUGGAAAUAUGUUUGAAAUGUUUGAUGGUCGUCCUAAUGCUACUGACGGUUCAGGACCAGUAUCCAUGUCAAGAACAUUCUCUUCACCGGGGAAUUUCGAAGGUUCAAUUGAUCGGCCUAUGAGGCUCGCAGAAAUAUAUGUUGCCGCGGAGAAUGCUUUACGCAAUACAAUUUCUGAUUCAAAACUAUGGAAUUCGUUAGCCUCUGCUGAGCAAUUUGAGCAAAAAUAUCUGGAUCUGUCAAAGGGUGCUGCAGAUAACUACCAUCGUUCUUGGUGGAAGAGACAUGGAGUUGUCCUGGAUGGUGAAAUUGCAGCAGUGUACCAUAAGCAUGAAAAUUACUAUUCUGCUGCAAAUUUGUAUGAGAAAGUUUGUGCCCUUUAUGCGGGUGAAGGAUGGGAGAACCUACUAGCUGAAGUUCUACCGAAUUUGGCCGAGUGUCAAAAGAUACUCAAUGAUCAGGCCGGCUACCUCUCGUCUUGUGUGAGAUUGUUGUCUGUAGAUAAAGGAUUGUUCUCAACCAAGGAACGUCAGGCAUUUCAGUCAGAAGUCGUCCGUCUUGCUCAUAGUGAGAUGGAGCAUCCAGUGCCCUUAGACGUGUCUUCCUUAAUAACAUUUUCGAGCUUUCAGGGACCUCCACUUGAGCUUUGUGAUGGGGACCCUGGCACACUAUCUGUUUCUCUAUUGAGUGAAUUUCCAGAUGAUAUAACUCUUGAAUCACUCAGCCUUAUGCUGACAGCUACGAAUAAUACUGAUGAAGGUGCUAAGGCAAUAAAAAGCUCGGAAGCUAUUGUGCUAAGGCCUGGGAAAAAUAUCAUCACCCUUUCGCUGCCACCACAAAAACCAGGGUCCUAUGUCUUGGGGGUUCUCACUGGGCAGAUUGGUCAAUUAAGGUUUAGAUCUCAUAGUUUUUCAAAAAGUGGUCCUGCAGAUUCUGAUGAUUUUAUGAGCUAUGAGAAACCAACAAGGCCAAUUUUGAAGGUUGCUAAUCCAAGGUCUCUGGUUGAUCUUGGUGCUGCUGUUUCUUCUGCUUUGCUGAUGAAUGAAUCUCAGUGGGUUGGAAUAAUUAUUACACCGCUCAACUACUCCCUUAAAGGUGCUGUACUGCAAAUAGACACUGGCCCUGGCUUGAGGAUCGAGAAGAGUCAUUACUUUGAAAUUGAGAAGCACGAACUUCGGUUACAUAAUAUAGCCAACUUAGAUAACUCACCAAAGAAUCUGUCUCCAGUGUCUACUGAUGUCAGCAAAUUGACUCUUGAAGAUGGCAAGAUCAAGUUGCCUGAUUGGACUAGCAAUAUUACUUCAGUUCUCUGGAUUCCACUAAGGGCGGUUAGUGAUGGACUCGCUAAGGGGACACCUGCAGGUGCAGUUGUUCCUCAGAGGCAGAGUGUUGUGGAUGGUAUGAGGACAAUUGCUCUGAAACUUGAUUUUGGAAUUUCUCAUAAUCAGACCUUCGAAAAGACAAUAGCUGUGCAUUUCACAGAUCCUUUCCAUGUGAGUACGCGUGUUGCAGACAAAUGUAAUGAUGGUACUCUGCUUUUCCAGGUCAUGCUCCAGUCACAGGUCAAAGCUUCACUGGCCAUCUAUGAUGCUUGGCUUGAUCUACAAGAUGGCUUUGCCCAUGCUGGAAAAGGUGAUGGGAGACCAGCUUCAGGCUUCUUUCCUCUAUUAGUUUCCUCCAAAUCAAAAGCUGGAAUUUUGUUCAGUAUAUGCUUGACAGGCUCACCAGCCGAAGAUGAUGCUAAAUUGAAUCCAGUUAGUAUAUUGAAUAUCAAAUAUACAAUAUCUGGAAGUAGACAUAUUGGAGCUCACACCCCUUUAUCCGGAGAACCUUCUGGACCUGAUAAUGAUAAGGCAGAGCAUUUGACGUUUAGGACUGAAAUCGUAUUGCAGAGACCAGUGCUGGACCCUUGCCUUGCUGUUGGUUUUCUUCCUCUCCCUCCGAAUGGCCUCAGGGUUGGGCAGCUCGUGACUAUGAACUGGCGAGUUGAAAGGUUGAAGGCUUUAGACGAGAAAGUGGAAUCUGGUAACACUGAUGAUGUGUUAUAUGAAGUUAAUGUUAAUCCUGAAAACUGGAUGGUUGCUGGAAGAAAAAGAGGAUAUGUGUCACUCUCCACCCAACAAGGUUCGAGGAUUGUGAUCUCGAUAUUUUGCCUCCCUCUGGUUGCUGGUUAUGUCAGUCCACCUCAGCUGAGUCUACCAAAUGUUGAUGAGGCAAAUAUAAGUUGCAACCCACCUGGGCCCUAUUUGGUCUGCGUCUUGCCUUCGGCCCUAAGCUCCUCGUAUUGUGUGCCGGCAUAA
Striga hermonthica is the source of this 3732-nucleotide messenger RNA. The record is from the annotation of a GenBank genome assembly. NCBI's taxonomy places the organism in Eukaryota, Viridiplantae, Streptophyta, Magnoliopsida, Lamiales, Orobanchaceae.